Messenger RNA from Oncorhynchus nerka (sockeye salmon), 4659 nucleotides. RefSeq names its product alpha-actinin-3. Gene Ontology annotation, molecular function: calcium ion binding; actin filament binding. Gene Ontology annotation, biological process: actin cytoskeleton organization; muscle cell development. Bases 288 to 2981 code for a protein of 897 amino acids. Lineage: Eukaryota; Metazoa; Chordata; Actinopteri; Salmoniformes; Salmonidae. The record is from RefSeq and is a predicted model, not a curated record. Gene Ontology annotation, cellular component: cell projection; cell junction; cortical actin cytoskeleton. The transcript has 22 exons.
CCGCACGCCCGGGUUCUCGUACUUAUUGGGGUGCGGUCACGUGUUCUACUUUUGACCAGGAAAGUAGCACCGACCAAGCAGAGUUUCUGGUAGUGGGAGCUGCACCUCUGCCGCAGUCUGUACUCUGUCGUCGCAUCUCUUGUUUCUGCUGACCAGCACACCUGACAGACAGCGAGUCCUCAAGCCCAAGGAGGGUUUCAUCUGCUAUCUACAAGGCUUAGAGUGCGCAUAAACCUCGUUUCUUUUCUAUAUAAUCAGAGGGGUUACUAGAAACCCUAGACGGCAUUAUGAUGGCUGUCGAACCCCAAGUGCAAUAUAACACCUCGUAUAUGAUGAGCGAGGAGCAUCAGUAUAUGUCUCCGGAGGAUGAGUGGGACAGGGACCUACUGCUGGACCCCGCCUGGGAGAAACAGCAGAGAAAGACGUUCACAGCCUGGUGUAACUCCCACUUGAGGAAGGCAGGGACACAGAUCGAGAACAUCGAGGACGACUUCAGGAAUGGCCUCAAACUCAUGCUGCUGCUGGAGGUCAUCUCAGGUGAGAGGCUGCCCAAACCCGACAAAGGCAAGAUGCGUUUCCACAAGAUUGCAAAUGUGAACAAGGCCCUGGACUUCAUCUGCAGCAAGGGAGUCAAGCUGGUGUCCAUCGGCGCUGAGGAGAUCGUCGACGGUAAUACGAAGAUGACCCUGGGAAUGAUCUGGACCAUCAUCCUGCGUUUCGCCAUUCAGGACAUCUCCGUGGAGGAGACCUCUGCUAAGGAGGGUCUUCUUCUGUGGUGCCAGAGGAAGACUGCCCCCUACAGGAACGUUAACGUGCAGAACUUCCACAUCAGUUGGAAGGAUGGCCUGGCACUGUGUGCCCUCAUCCACAGACACAGACCUGACCUCAUUGACUACUCCAAACUGAGAAAGGAUGACCCCAUCGGUAACCUCAACACUGCCUUCGAGGUGGCUGAGAAGUACCUGGACAUCCCCAAGAUGCUCGACGCUGAAGACAUUGUGAACACCCCCAAGCCUGAUGAGAAGGCCAUCAUGACCUACGUGUCCUGCUUCUACCACGCCUUCGCUGGUGCUGAGCAGGCUGAGACAGCAGCUAACAGGAUCUGUAAAGUGCUGGCUGUGAACCAGGAGAAUGAGAAACUCAUGGAGGAGUAUGAGAAGCUGGCCAGUGAGUUGCUAGAGUGGAUCCGCAAGACCAUCCCGUGGCUGGAGAACCGCAUGGCGGAGCAGCAGAUGAAGGCCAUGCAGCAGAAGCUGGAGGACUUCAGGGACUACCGCCGCAUCCACAAGCCUCCCCGCGUCCAGGAGAAGUGUCAGCUGGAGAUCAACUUCAACACCCUGCAAACCAAGCUGAGGCUGAGCAACCGGCCCGCCUUCAUGCCCUCUGAGGGAAAGAUGGUCUCGGACAUAGCCAAUGCAUGGAAGGGUCUGGAGCAGGUGGAGAAGGGAUACGAGGAGUGGCUUCUUACUGAGAUCAGACGUCUGGAGAGACUGGACCACCUGGCUGAGAAGUUCAAGCAGAAGUGUUCCCUGCACCAGUCCUGGACCUCAGGUAAAGAAGAGCUGCUGUCCAUGAAGGACUAUGAGUCGGCCUCUCUGAUGGAGAUCAGGGCUCUGAUGAGGAAACACGAGGCCUUUGAGUCUGACCUGGCCGCUCACCAGGACCGAGUGGAGCAGAUCGCCGCUAUCGCCCAGGAGCUCAAUGAGCUGGACUACCAUGACGCGUCCUCUGUGAACGCCCGCUGCCAGGGCAUCUGUGACCAGUGGGACAACCUGGGUACGCUGACGCAGAAGAGGAGGGACUCCCUGGAGCGCGUGGAGAAACUGUGGGAGACCAUUGACCAGCUGUACCUGGAGUUCGCCAAGAGGGCGGCGCCCUUCAACAACUGGAUGGACGGAGCCAUGGAGGAUCUGCAGGACAUGUUUAUCGUCCACAGCACCGAGGAGAUCCAUUCUCUGAUUACAGCCCAUGACCAGUUCAAGGCCACCCUACCAGAGGCUGAUAAGGAACGCAUGGCCACCAUGGGCAUCCAGAGCGAGAUUGUGAAGAUCGCUCAGACUUACGGCAUCAAGCUGUCAGGAGUCAACCCCUACACCAACCUCUCCCCCCAGGAUAUCACUAACAAGUGGGAGGCGGUGAAGCACCUUGUUCCUCUCAGGGACCAGAUGCUGCAGGAGGAGGUGGCCAGGCAGCAGGCUAACGAGAGGCUGAGGCGCCAGUUCGCUGCCCAGGCCAACAUCAUCGGACCCUGGAUCCAGACCAAGAUGGAGGAGAUUGGUCAUGUGUCUGUGGACAUCGCCGGUUCUCUAGAGGAACAGAUGAACAAUCUCAAGCAGUAUGAACAAAACAUUAUCAACUACAAGUGUAACAUCGACAAACUGGAGGGAGACCACCAGCUCAGCCAGGAGUCCCUCAUCUUUGACAACAAACACACCAACUACACCAUGGAGCAUAUCCGUGUGGGCUGGGAGCAGCUGCUGACCACCAUCGCCCGCACCAUCAACGAGGUGGAGAACCAGAUUCUGACCCGCGAUGCCAAGGGUAUCAGCCAGGAGCAGCUCAACGAGUUCAGAGCCUCCUUCAAUCACUUCGACAGGAAGAGAAACGGCAUGAUGGACCCCGACGACUUCCGUGCCUGUCUCAUCUCCAUGGGUUACGAUCUGGGUGAGGUGGAGUUUGCCCGCAUCAUGACCUUGGUGGAUUCAAACAACACAGGCGUGGUCACCUUCCAGGCCUUCAUCGACUUCAUGACCCGUGAGACGGCCGAGACAGACACUGCUGACCAGGUCAUGGCUUCCUUUAAGAUCCUGGCCUCCGACAAGGCCUACAUCACGGUUGAUGAGCUGCGCAGAGAGCUGCCCGCAGAGCAGGCUGAGUACUGCAUCAGCCGCAUGACCAGGUACAUUGGAGCCGACGGCCCAGCCGGAGCCCUCGACUACAUCUCUUUCUCCAGCGCACUCUAUGGAGAGAGCGACUUGUAAACCCCCUCUCCUGUAUGGAGAGAGCGACUUGUAAACCCCCUUUCCCCCUCUUCUCGUCUUCCCUUCAUUUUCCCUCUCUCCUCUAUGGAGAGAGCGACUUGUAAAACGCCUCCUGCUCUUUCUUCCCUCCAUCCUCUCCCUCCUGUACAGAGAGAGGUUUAGUUACCCCUUCCCUUCCCCUCUCCUCUUUUCCCCUUCCACACUCCCCAGCCCUAUACCUCGCCUCCUCAAAUAAUAUUACAAUUCCUAUUAUUUGGAAGGGUUUAAAAGAAAACAAUGAAAUACUGGUUGGUUGGUUGUGUAUUGAUGCAGAUGCAUGCUCUGUUUGUAGUAGAAAUGCUGUCCAUGUUGAAUGGUUGAAUCUCCCCCCCCCCAACACACACAUCCUUUAUAGCAGCUCCCUGUCCCCAUGCAAACACCCCUCUCUUUCCACAGAAACGUGUAAUGUUGUCCCAAUGCUUUCAUAAUGUUGUAAUUAGGUAUUUCAGAGAGUAUAGGGUGCCAUCAGAAGAGAGCAGUGAAUUGUGGGUAAAAGGUAGUUAACCCCUGAUCUCUGAUCAACUUGUUUAGGGGUGAGGACACUGACAGGAAUAAUUAUUUUUGACUGGAGGAUAGGGUGAGGAUGCUGACAGGAAGGAUCAUUUUGAUUGGAGGAAUCAAAGAUAAAGGAGUAUAAUAACUGUUAUGGCCAGAAUGAAGCGUGUCGGUCACCUCUCUCCUCUGUCUCAUCCCUCGAUCAUCACUCCAUCAUCUGUACCAGGUAUAUGACUACACCAAUAGAAUGAUAUAAUAUGUAAUAUUUUACAUAUACUAUUUCAUAUCAUGUCCAAUGAAACCAUAUUGAGGUUGUCUGCUUGCUGUGCAUUUUGAGAGGAGCGAGAGACAGGUAGAGGUGUUGAGUAGUGAAAAAGAGCGAGAGAGAAGGAAAUCAGGUAAUGUUCUGGAGAUAAAGGAAUAUGGACUCAGGAACCCUGUGUCCAGGUAUGGUGAAACAAAGCUAGGCCCAGGCUUCAUCCAAAAUGGCACCCUAUUCCCCAUAGGCUCUAGUCAAAAGUAGUGCACUACAUAGGUUAUAGGGUGCCAUCUUGGACUCGGUGUGUAGCCUAACUAUCUAUGCAAGGAAGCUUUUAGGUUGUGGUCCAGUUCAAUAAGAGGAUGGCUGCGUUCCAGGCUGACCACACCGCAUACGGCUGCCAGAUCUCACAACGCCUGGAUACGUGUUAAACACAUCAGCUAACCGCAUCAUAUGGUAUAGCAAUCUGAUGCCUGACUGUACAGUUGAUGAGGUGGCACUCAACCAUUUGCAAUGUAAUUGGCCUGGAACAUGACAUGUUUAAAACAGAACCUGAGAAUGUCAGCCAUGAAGUGAGCAAGGGUAUUCUAAUGACAGUGGGCAAUCCUCAAAUCUGCACCCAAUUCCCUAUGUCGUGCACUAGUUUUGACUCGAUCCGAAGUCGCCAAGUGCACUACGGAGGAAACAGGGUGUCAUUUAGGACAGCGACAGAACCAGUAACUCCCCUUUGCGGGGAUUCUUUCUCUUCUGUCUUCUCUAUUAUCCCUUCCUCCUGUUUUCCCUCUAUUCUAUCACCCGCUACAAGAGCUUGCUUCCACACAAUCCUUCAAAGUUAAAGUCACACCUUGGAAUAAAUAAAAAAGGAAAACUAUAUUACUAUAUGAA